UUGUUCCCAAAAAACACCGGUUCGCCUCUGUAAAACUCUUCUGUGCAGCUGCAGAUGUUCAUAGGCAUAGGCAUUCGUAGCAUCGUCUAACACACACGUUUUCAAGUGCAUUUCCCGGCAAAUAACCUUGAAUCGACACAAAUGAUAUAAUUUUAAUACCGAAAGAACUUCAUUAUCAUUUAGCAUAAUGACACUGGACAAUUCGUGGCACGUGAUCAAAACCGCCGCUGCAGAAAACAAACAUGAAUUAGUGUUGUCAGGCCCGGCAAUAUCUGAAUUGAUUGAAAAAACAGGUUUAGACAAUUCGUUAUUUAACCUACAACAUCUGAACUUUUUAAAUAUAUCGAACACGUGUUUGGAUAAAGUACCAAAUGACAUCAAAAAGUUACAGAAUUUAACGACUUUAGUGUUGCACUCGAAUCAAAUUUCAGAAUUGCCUGAUACAAUUGAUAAAUUAGAAAAACUUAAAUUUUUCGAUUGCUCCAGGAACAAGUUAAAGUCGUUACCAGAUGAACUCGGAAAACUUCCACAGUUAACGACACUAAACUUGAGCUCCAAUAGUUUGAACUCAUUACCUUCUCAAGCACUUAAUAUCAAAUUGAGUGUUCUGAACCUAUCAAACAAUAAAUUUGAAAAUUUCCCUGACGUAUGUUAUCCAGAACUGAUUCAUCUUUCUGAGAUUUAUGUCAAUGGCAAUCAAAUAAAGGAUAUUCCUGUAACCAUAAGUCAAUUACCAUCUUUGAAGAUAUUAAAUAUAGCUGACAAUUCAAUUUCAGUUGUGCCAGGCGAAAUUGCUGAUUGUAAUAAGCUAAAGGAGUUAUACUUGAAUGGAAAUAAUUUAACAGAUAAGAGAUUGUCGAAGUUAAUCGAUCAAUGUCGUACUAAACAAGUAAUAGAAUAUGUUAGGCAGCAUUGCCCUAGAACCACUAAUUCAGCUGCUUCAAAUGCCAAAACAAAAAAGGGCAAAAAAACACAGAAAUCCUCUGAAUCUGAAAAUAUUGUUAAAGAAAUAAAUGAUUUAUCACACAAAUUAAGAGUUCUGAAAGUGACAGAUAAUACACCAGUCAUUAAGAUUACAAAAUAUAUAACAAACGUAAGACCUUACAUCGCGGCUUGCAUUAUUAAAAACAUGAAAUUCACUGAUGAUAGUUUUAAAAAAUUUAUUCAACUUCAAACUAAAUUACACGAUGGCAUUUGUGAGAAAAGGAAUGCUGCAACCAUUGCAACGCAUGAUUUUAAUUUAAUCAAACCUGGUGAUUUAGUAUAUACAGCGAAACCCCCAACUCUAUUAGAAAUUAAACCGUUAAUGCGUAACAACAUUUAUACUGGAGCUACAUUAUUCCAACAAUUACAAACAGAAGCUGAAAAUUUAAGAAAGGAUAAAAAGCGGAAUGUGUAUUCUAGCAUUCAUAAAUAUCUCUAUCUGCUAGAAGGUAAACCUGUGUUUCCAUGUUUAUUAGAUGCUUCAGAACAAGUUAUAUCUUUCCCACCGAUAACCAAUAGUGACGUUACUAAAAUGUCAGUAAAUACUGAAAAUGUAUUUGUGGAAGUAACCAGUGCUGUGUCAUAUCACAUUUGCAGGAAUGUGCUGGACCAGCUUUUGAAAGAAAUAGUCACACUUGGUUUUGGAUGUACUUUAGAAGAAAAAAAUAAUGAAAAUUAUCAUAAUUUAGUCGUAGAACAAGUGAAAGUAGUAGACAUGGAUGGAAAUAUGAAACUGGUAUAUCCUUCAAGAGCAGACUUGAAUUUUAAGGAUAAUAUAAUAAGUGUGCUUACUCUAUUGUGUUGCAUUACAAUUAUAUUAUCUUUUUGUAAGGGAUAUUCUCCUUAAACGAAAAGUUUCAUUUUAUUUUUGUGGCAUUAUAAGUUAUUUUUAGACCUUUUCGUGAUUAUUGAAAUAAGUUACUGUAUAUCAAUGUAAUGUAUAUAACGCGUUUUUAUACAAGACUUUUUGGUAUACACAGAUGUAUAUUACAGAUUAAGUGUGAUACAAUAUUUUUGUACUGAAAAUGCAAAAUUGUAUGUAAUAAUAACAGCAACAUAUGUUUCUUUAAUGUUAUAGACGUUA
This is a messenger RNA of Megalopta genalis, 2068 nucleotides long. RefSeq names its product leucine-rich repeat-containing protein 47. NCBI's taxonomy places the organism in Eukaryota, Metazoa, Arthropoda, Insecta, Hymenoptera, Halictidae. Gene Ontology annotation, molecular function: phenylalanine-tRNA ligase activity; protein binding; RNA binding. Gene Ontology annotation, biological process: phenylalanyl-tRNA aminoacylation. The record is from RefSeq and is a predicted model, not a curated record.